Chlorocebus sabaeus (green monkey) is the source of this 6908-nucleotide messenger RNA. It is a transcript of the gene NEK4, whose product is annotated as NIMA related kinase 4. NCBI's taxonomy places the organism in Eukaryota, Metazoa, Chordata, Mammalia, Primates, Cercopithecidae. The record is from RefSeq and is a predicted model, not a curated record. Gene Ontology annotation, biological process: protein phosphorylation. Gene Ontology annotation, molecular function: protein kinase activity; ATP binding.
GCAGGAGCAUGCGCAGGACUGCUCCCGGCCCGGAUCGCUAUGGCAGCGGCGUCGCCUAGGGCUGGGACCCUGCGAUCCCGCCCGGGCGUGGCUGCCUCAACAGCCGCCCCCACUGCACACUUUAGGGCAUGAACCGAGCCUCCUGCUGCCGCCCGCUGCCCUACCCGCCGCUGCUGCCGCAUCCCGACUCUGGGCCAGCGCUGGGAACAUGCCCCUGGCCGCCUACUGCUACCUGCGGGUCGUGGGCCAGGGGAGCUACGGAGAGGUGACGCUUGUGAAGCACCGGCGGGACGGCAAGCAGUAUGUCAUCAAAAAACUGAACCUCCGAAAUGCCUCUAGCCGAGAGCGGCGAGCUGCUGAACAGGAAGCCCAGCUCUUGUCUCAGUUGAAGCAUCCCAACAUUGUCACCUACAAGGAGUCAUGGGAAGGAGGAGAUGGUCUGCUCUACAUUGUCAUGGGCUUCUGUGAAGGAGGUGAUCUGUACCGAAAGCUUAAGGAGCAGAAAGGGCAGCUUCUGCCUGAGAAUCAGGUGGUAGAGUGGUUUGUACAGAUCGCCAUGGCUUUGCAGUAUUUACAUGAAAAACACAUCCUUCAUCGAGAUCUGAAAACUCAAAAUGUCUUCCUAACAAGAACAAACAUCAUCAAAGUGGGGGACCUAGGAAUUGCCCGAGUGUUAGAGAACCACUGUGACAUGGCUAGCACACUCAUUGGCACACCCUACUACAUGAGCCCUGAAUUGUUCUCAAACAAACCCUACAACUAUAAGUCUGAUGUUUGGGCUCUAGGAUGCUGUGUCUAUGAAAUGGCUACCCUGAAGCAUGCUUUCAAUGCAAAAGAUAUGAAUUCUUUAGUUUAUCGGAUUAUUGAAGGAAAGCUGCCACCAAUGCCAAGGGAUUAUAGCCCAGAGUUGGCAGAACUGAUAAGAACAAUGCUGAACAAAAGGCCUGAAGAAAGGCCGUCUGUGAGGAGCAUCCUGAGGCAGCCUUAUAUAAAGCGGCAAAUCUCCUUCUUUUUGGAGGCCACAAAGAUAAAAACCUCCAAAAGUAACAUUAAAAAUGGUGACUCUAAAUCCAAGCCUUUUGCUACAGUGGUUUCCGGAAAGGCAGAAUCAAAUCAUGAAGUAAUCCACCCCCAACCACACUCUUCUGAGGACUCCCAGACAUAUAUAAUGGAUGAAGGCAAAUGUUUGUCCCAGGAGAAACCCAGGGCCUCUGGUCCCUUGAAGUCACCUGCCAGUCUGAAAGCCCAUACCUGCAAACAGGACUUUAGCAAUACCACAGAACUAGCCACAAUCAGUAAGGUAAAUAUUGACAUCUUACCUGCAAAAGGGAGGGAUUCAGUGAGUGAUGACUUCGUUCAGGAGAAUCAGCCAAGACACUUGGAUGCCUCUAAUGAGUUAGGAGGUAUAUGCAGUAUUUCUCAAGUGAAAGAGGAGAUGCUUCAGAACAACAGUAAAUCCAGUGCCCAGCCUGAAAACCUGAUUCCCACGUGGUCCUCUGACAUUGUCGCUGGGGAAAAAAAUGAACCAGUGAAGCUUCUGCAGCCCCUAAUCAAAGAACAAAAGCCAAAGGACCAGGAUCAAGUUACUGGUGAAUGUACUAUAGAAAAACAGGGCAGAAUCCACCCAGAUUUACAGCCACACAACUCUGGGUCUGAACCUUCUCUGUCUCGACAGCGACGGCAGAAGAAGAGAGAACAGACUGAGCACAGAGGGGAAAAGAGACAGGUUGGCAGAGAUCUCUUUGCUUUCCAAGAGUCGCCUCCUCGAGUUUUGCCUUCUCAUCCCAUUGUUGGGAAAGUGGAUAUCACAUCAAUACAAAAAGAGGCUGAAAACCAACAUAGAGUGGUCACUGGGUCUGUGAGCAGUUCAAGGAGCAGUGCGAUGUCAUCAUCAAAGGAUCGACCAUUAUCAGCCAGAGAGAGAAGGCGACUAAAGCAGUCACAGGAAGAAAUGUCCUCUUCAGGCCCUUCAGUGAGGAAAGCUCUGAGUGUAGCAGGGCAAGGAAAACCCCAGGAGGAAGACCAGCCCAUGCCCGCCCGACGGCUCUCCUCUGACUGCAGUGUCACUCAGGAAAGGAAACUGAUUCAUUGUCUGUCUGAGGAUGAGUUAAGUUCUUCUACAAGUUCAACUGAUAAGUCAGAUGGGGAUUGCAGGGAAGGGAAAGGUCAGACAAAUGAAAUUAAUGCCUUGGUACAAUUGAUGACUCAGACUCUGAAACUGGAUUCUAAAGAUAGCUGUGAAGAUGUCCCGGUAGCAAACCCAGUGUCAGAAUUCAAACUUCAUCGGAAAUACCGGGACACAUUGAUACUUCAUGGGAAGGUUGCAGAAGAGGCAGAGGAAAUCCAUUUUAAAGAGCUCCCUUCAGCUAUCAUGCCAGGUUCUGAAAAGAUCAGGAGACUAGUUGAAGUCUUGAGAGCUGAUGUAAUUCAUGGCCUGGGAGUUCAGCUUUUAGAGCAGGUGUAUGAUCUUUUGGAGGAGGAGGAUGAAUUUGAGAGAGAGGCGACGGUAUCCCGCGGCCCCCAGGAAUUCACGUACCUGUCUUUUGGUGGUGGGAGUGGGGAUUCGCAGGAUAGCUUCCUUACAAGCACUGUCCUGUAUAGGUUGGUAAUCAUUUGUUCCGGAUUUUUGGACCGGCAAAAAUGGAGUAUUCCAGGCGGACUGACAUGGUGUAAGUAUGCCAGCUUAUAACAGUCGCUGAAUAUGGGGGUUGAUUCCCUCCCUAGCCCGCUGACUCAUAGGAUAUUGCUUUAUCUGGACUGGCAAGGCGGUGGCCGGGAGUUCCACUACCUCUGAAGGGUGGUGCUUAGCCAGUCCCAGGGGUUUGACUUGGCCCAGACUCGAGGAAAGAGUCUGUAAGUCUAGGAGGAGAGGAUUAGUUUUAUUUUCUGGCGGUUGUGAAGGUGAAACUAAGAGAUAUUCUUCUGACAGAGGGGUGGUUAGCAGGAGCUGAGCAGCGGGAGGUGGUGUGUCCCCUAGCAUGAGGUGAGCUUGUUGGGCCAAGAAGGAAAUAGAUUCCUGCAGCUUGUGGGGCAGGUCUCGUCCUAGGAGGGGAAGAGGACACUCUGGGACCACGAGAACGAGUGUGUUACUCUUUUCUGCCCUAAACUCACCUCUCGUGAGUGGGUGACAGGAUAUUCUUGAAUAACUCCAGUAGCCCCCCAUACAGCCACUUUUUUAUUAGAGACACUGCCUAGGGGCAUCUGCAGUACUGAGUGAUCCGCCCCCAUGUCAAUUAGGAAGCGUACAGGCUGGCCCCCAACUGUGGCGAUCACCAUGGGCUCCUGGGGGCCAAGUGUAAAGGAGCCCUGGCCCAUCAAUCAUCAGAUUCCUCUGCAGUGGGGAGGGUGAGGACUUUUUUCUCUUUUGGCUUUUCCUCUGGUCUUAAUGGGCAUUCCUUUUUCCAAUGUCCCAUCUGCUUGCAGUAAGCGCACUGGUUUUUCUCCAGGGGAGCCCGCUCCCCUUUCUGACCCUUUUGGCGGGGACCCAGGGUUCCCUGACCAUUUUUCUGUGAUGGGGGUCUUUCCUUCUUGACUUCCGGAAUGGCAGCCGCUAUGAUUUUUGCCUGUCUUUUUGAUGCUUUGUCAGCAGCCUUUUCAGCUGCCUGAGCUGCCUGUUUCUGCUUUUCAAACUCUCAGUUGUCAAAAACCUUUCGGGCUAUCUCUAAAAGCUGACUGAUGUUCAUUCCGGCAAAUCCCUCUAGCUUUUCUAAUUUUCUUUUGAUGUCAGGGGCUGCCUGAGCCACAAAUGCCAAAUUAAGAGCACGGCUAUUUUUGGGAGCCACCGGGUCAAAAGGGGUGCCAGUCCGAUAGGCCUCCUGGAGGUGUUCCAGAAACGCUCCUGGUGACUCAUCAGGCCCCUGGACAACUUCAGAUGUCUUAGACAAAUUUAUGGGUUUUCGAGCAGCUCCCUUGAUACCCACAAGGAGAUACUGGUGAAAAUUGUCUAAAGCUCUCCUUCCACCUCAGGAGUUUGGGUCCCAAUUAGGCUGGGUAGAGGGAAAAACCUCUUCAAUUUGGUCUUGGGCUUCCUCUUCUGGCCCACCCACUAAUGUAAUAUUUUCUGGCCUCCCUUCUGGUACGUUCCCUCUUUUCAGAGGUGAAAAGAGUUAAAAAGAGUUGCUGACAGUCAUCCCAGGUGGGUCCGUGAGUCCGGAGCACGGACUCCAUUAGUGAGGUCAAAACCUGGGGCUUUUCAGAAAAGAGGGGAUUAUGAGCCUUCCAGUUGUACAGGUCAGAGGUAGAGAAAGGGACAUAAACUAGGAAGGGAGCUGAGCGCUCAUCACCCGGAGGGAUUUAGGCCUCUCUCAGUGGGAGGAGGGUGGCUACCUCCUCCUGCCUUGGUCGCAAUUGGGAGGCUAUGGGUGGAGAGCCCACAGGAGAUGUAGUCGAGGAAACAAGGGAAGAAUCUUGGGGAGCAGGAGGCUUAUAGGGCAGCGAAAACUUUCCUCCUCUUCAGAAGGAGGUAGUACAGGAGGAGCCGAGAGGGCUGAGAGUCCGCACAAAAAUGCAGACCGACUCAAAAGGACCUUGGAAGUGGGAUCAUGAAUGGUGCAUGAGUGGAACCAGGGAGGAGGGUUCCAGACCAAAUCCAGCCAUUGAUCAAUGUAGGGAAACUGAUCGGGGUGACUGGGACUUCCAGUAACGACCCGCCACAGAGCCUGAACAGCUGUGGGGUUAAAUGACCCUUCUGGGGGCCACCCAGUUCCAAACUGUGGCCAUUCUACUUCAGAGUGUCCAGAGUUUGCCUUUCUUCAGUCAGACUCCGUAAUCCUCUGAGAAGCCACAAGAGAAAUUCUGCAACAUACAUUGGAAAGGACUCACUCUUCACAGGGCUGGGAAGAGGAGUUUCCCAUUUUGGAGGCAGUUUAACAAGGUUUGAGCAGAGAUAUUAAACCCAACACGGACAGAGAAAUUCACAACCUAGGGGGCUGGCGUAUUGGAAGAACAGAAAUAACACAACCAGAAAGAGCAGGAAAACAACUAUAGCCAACACUUCCUGCCACAUGAAGUUGGUUUUCUUAAGCUUUAAGAUUUAGGGAGGAGGACUAGAGGCCGACCCGAGGGCUCCUUGGCCAGCCGGACCUAGAUGACCUCCCUCUUCCCCUUGACCUACAGCCUAAAUAUUUUUGGUGUCUCCAUGACUCAAAGACAAAAAGUUCCAACUUGACCUUCUCUUUCAAGGGUUUUAGGAGGGAGAGCAGAGCCAAAUCUUGGAGGCGCUGGACUUGCUCUGACACAGGAAAACGAGACAUGUAGGGUAAGGGAUAAGGAUGAGAAGGAAAGGGGCCACUCGGAUCUUUUCUAAGGUAGGAGAGUAGCCACAGGGGAACAGAAUAAGAGUCCAGACAGAGUAAAGCAGUAUGAGCGUAGGCUUCUCUACACAGACUUCAAAAGCACGUGAAAAGUUACAGGAUGACAGAAAAGGUGGGCAAGCAGGUCUGCAGGGUGGCUAUUUUGAAUCCACCACUGAUCUAAUGUGGAGGCGGUCCAGUCACUUGGGCAUGGGAUGCGGUCCAGUCACUUGGGCAUGGGAUGCGGCAAUCUAAACUCUAGCAGCCUUUAUGGUGCCAGAAAUUCCAAAUGGGCAAAUGUUUCCCACACCCCUUCCUGUAACACCACCUGAUUUGUUUCUGACAGAAAAGGCAGGACUGGGACGGCCAGCCCAAACAACUGAUGAGGAAUUUGACCUCCUGUGGUAGAAAAUCAGUAUUGAGGACCUUGAAGUAGUUCUUUCCCAGUAGCCUUGGGCAGUAGCGGUGACCUGACAGAUGAAACUUAGAAAGACACUAAACAAGACAAUAGACACUAGUGCAUAUAAACAAGUUUGACAAUUUUUUUUUUUAAUAGACAGACAAGGGGUAGGGGUCCUGUGAUGGGAUCAGUCAGAUGCCUGCCUGGCCGCUCCCCCUGAGGGGACUUAGGCUCCUUGUCCCCUCAUUGGCAUUGGCAGGCUGGUAUAAACCCCUGGCUCGGAUUGAGCUAUGGCCGAUGCUGCCUUAAGCCUUAUGAGGUCGCCACAGAACCGCAGGUGAGGGCCCACUCGAACUCCGUAGCUUUCGCUGUGGACAAACUGGAAGUUCAAGUACAAGCCCUUGACCUCCCCAUUCACGCACUCAUUCACACAGAGUUUAUAACGGUUUUAUUCUUCUAAAACAGAGGUCUCCAGGAGACCUGAACAAGAGAAGGAGAAGAGAUAGAGAAAGAGACUGAGAGAGAGACUAGUCUUUAAUGGAGAGGCCGGCCUGCCAGAAACCAGGACUCAGUCCUCCAGCGUCCUGGAAUAUGGACAGAGUCAAGGGAGGGCCCCCGUUAGGGCCACUUCCCUUCCAGAGAGACACAGAGGCACCUAACAGAAAACCAGGACUCUGUCCUCCAGUGUCCUGGAAUGCGGGCAGUCAUAAAGGGAGGGCCCUCGUCAGAGCCACUUCCCUCCCAGAGAAACAGAGUCAGAUCUGACUUACCUUUCUGGGACCAGAAACUGAGGACUCAGGAGUUGAAUUUUUGUGGGAACACACCGGUGGUUCAUCCUUCCCCUCUGGAUAGACGAGGUCUUAUGGGGCCCUGGAAUGUCUUCAGGUGGCAGCUCACCUGUAAGUCUGCCAUCUGUCUGGGGGAGGUUGGAACCAGUCUGGCUCUCGCCCGGUGGCCAGAAUUCUCACUGGGGCCUCCAAAUGUAACCAAGCGAGUUAUAAAGAAACGCCACACUUUGAGACAAAUUAAGGAGUCCUUUAUUAGCCAGCGACCGAGAGGCAGCUGACGUUCAAAAUUCUCUCGGCCCAAGGAAGGGGCUAGUUUUGUUUUUAUACCGUAGUCUAAAUAGGGGAGUGGGGGGAAUUUAGCUGAAGCAAUUUUUACAGAAGCAGAACUGGCAAAAAGUUAAAAAAGUAAUUGGUUACAAAUGCAGUUAC